Messenger RNA from Branchiostoma belcheri (Belcher's lancelet), 751 nucleotides. RefSeq lists its product as uncharacterized. Bases 42 to 644 code for a protein of 200 amino acids. The record is from RefSeq and is a predicted model, not a curated record. The transcript is spliced from 4 exons. Lineage: Eukaryota; Metazoa; Chordata; Leptocardii; Amphioxiformes; Branchiostomatidae.
UACAGAAACGAUGCCAGGAUGAUAAUUGUGACGACACGGCCAUGUGGAUUUCCUGUGAACCAGACAAAACGCACAAGGUGAACACCUUUGCAGGAAGACUGGGGGUUCGGAUGCUUCCCAGUUCUCCUAAGAAUGCUGGUUUUGUUCUGUGCAACAAUGAGCAUCCUGUACUGCGUUACCUGGUGUGCAGAGGAUCUGAACAGGCCAGUCGUUUUAACACAGACCGUGAGGUAGUGACGGUAGUGGAAGCAGACAAUACAUGGACUGACAUUGGACAGGUUGGCGAUAACGUGUACAUGAUCGGCCCCUGUGCGAAGACGAAGGAACAGGUGAAAGAACAAGCACCUAACCUCCACUUCCUCGAGAGUGGUGAAACUGUGCCCCUCGCGGUUUCCACGGGCACAGCAGACCAUGGUAACAUCACUGUCAGUAGUGGUGAUCACGCACCAAUCACCGAGAGUGACAUGGAACAACACCCUAAGAUCGUGACAGUUGUUGAAGAGGACCAAGGGAAGAGAGAUGGACCAGAGGAAAGUGGCUCUACCGGGCAUCUACUCACCACGACUGAUCUGGGAGGCACAGACAACCACCAAGACCAAACUGACGACGUGUACCCGAGUAUCCAAGACGCCGUGUCGUCGUAAGAAAUGCCUCUGAAGACCGUAUUUGCACAUAAUGGUGUUGAAUCUUAAGUACGCAUUGAUUCGAAGAUAGACUGUUUUUAAGGUAAAUGACAUGCUUUCAGAUGGUG